AUGCUCAUGCGUCGCAUCGCGUCGCUGUCGUUCGCCACGUCUCUCGGGCGCGCGCGCGGCCUCGGGCGCAACGCGCACAAGUCGUGCGUGCGGCGCUUCGCGGCCGGGAAGCAAGGCGGCGCGUUCCCGCCCGGCCCGGAGCAGUGGGACUCGUGGACGGAGAUCGGCUUCGGCGUCUGGGCGCCGACGGCGCUCUGCGCGACGUUCUGGAACAGCGGCACGUGACCCUACGCGCAGCGCGCGUGGAUCGCCAUGGAGGAGACGCGCGUGCCGUUCGUGACCGAGACCGUCGACCUGCAGCACAAGAGCGAAGCGUUCCUCGCCAAGUACGAGGAGGCGAACCCCGGCGGCCGCGCCAAGGUGCCCAUCGUCGAGAUCGACGGCCUCGUGCUCACGGAGAGCGCCGUCGUCGUCGAGUACCUCGCGGAGAAGGACGGGCCCGGGCCCUUCUACCUCGAGGACCCCGCGCGGCGCGCGGCCGCGCGGCUCAUGGCCGAGGUCCACCCCUUCGGCGACUACUUCAAGUUCCUCAAGCUCCGGGACGACCCGGAGGCGCUCGCCGCCGCCGUCGCCGACCUCACGGGGAAGCUCGAGGUCUUCGAGGCCUUCCUCGUGAAGCACGGCGACGCCGCGGGCCCGUUCUUCAACGGCGAGGACCUGUGCUUCGCGGAGGCGAACCUCGCGCCCUUCCUCCAGCGCAUGGUCCCGACGCUCAAGCACUACGUCGACGUCGACGUCCGCCGGCUCUGCGAGCCCUUCCCGCGCGUCGACCGCCUCGUGAGCGCCGUGCUCGCCCGGUGGACCGUGCGCAAGACGGGCGUCCCGGAGGACAAGCUCAUCGAGGGCAUGGACAAGAUGCUCGCGCGCAUCGCCGCGCAGGCGCCGCCGCCC
Aureococcus anophagefferens is the source of this 891-nucleotide messenger RNA. It is a transcript of the gene Grx2, whose product is annotated as selenoprotein. The transcript has a single exon. The record is from RefSeq and is a predicted model, not a curated record. The annotation marks the transcript as partial. Lineage: Eukaryota; Pelagophyceae; Pelagomonadales; Pelagomonadaceae. Gene Ontology annotation, cellular component: cytoplasm.